GAUUUAUCAGAUUCCUCCCAUGUGCCUUAUUCUGGCUAUCCCGGCUCGCCACGCGACUUAAUCACCAUGACGAAGUUGACGAGCAGCGGACACAACUGCGUUUCAAGAAAAGAAGGAGCUACUUUGGAGGCAGAUGUAGUUCCUAUUGUAAGCCAGCAAAUAAAGAAUCUUCUUCCCUCGUCGAAACUGGCCAAGAAAAACAAGGUCGGCCAAGAAAAACAAAGUACUUCUUGUGACACUC
Messenger RNA from Amoebophrya sp. A25, 241 nucleotides. NCBI's taxonomy places the organism in Eukaryota, Dinophyceae, Syndiniales, Amoebophryaceae. The record is from the annotation of a GenBank genome assembly.